Molecule: messenger RNA, 2934 nt
Organism: Trypanosoma theileri
Lineage: Eukaryota; Euglenozoa; Kinetoplastea; Trypanosomatida; Trypanosomatidae
Product: DNA polymerase theta (polymerase domain only)
Exons: 1
Coding region: 1-2934 (977 amino acids)
Biological process (GO): double-strand break repair; DNA-templated DNA replication
Molecular function (GO): DNA-directed DNA polymerase activity; DNA binding
Source: RefSeq, a predicted model, not a curated record
AUGCAUCAGUCAUUUCGUUUCCAACGAACACCGCGUGGUUCCCACAAUUCCGUUCUCUUUUGGGCCUUUUCCCUCGUGGAGUCUCAACAAAAACAACAAAAACAAGAGGAGAAGAAAAAGAAAGAAGAAGAAGAAGAAGUUGAAGAAGAAGUUCAGUCAUUCAAUAAUGUAGAGAGGGAAGUGAAACGAACCCGCAGAGAACAGGUGACUCCACAAGAAGUUGAAGAAGUUAUAGAAGUAAAAGAAAAAGAUCAUGUAGAAGAAAUUGUAGAAGAAGAAGAAAUAGAAGAAGUCGAAGAAGUUGUAGAAGUAAAAGAGGAAGAAAUAGAAGAAAUAGAAGAAUAUGAUGAUGAUGAAGAAGAAGAAAAAGUACCUUGCACGGUUGCCUCUCCCACUAUAGACCCUGCACGGCGAUAUGAUCCCUAUCGAUUUAAAGAUAUCCUUUCAGUGAGUGAGUCUUUAUUAGAAGGACUAUUAGGCCCAGUGGCAAUUGAUGUGGAGUUAAAUGGCAACACAGCACUAUUGCGAGAACCGGAACGAUUUGCUGCCGCUCUUCUUUCAAUGGAACAGGCGAGUACUUCAGCACUGCAGAGUUUUCACGCAUCUAUACAACUCUUCUUUACAGUGCGGGGAGAAUCUUAUUAUACCUUACAGUCUCCUGCAGUCUAUACACACAGUAAUAAUAAUAAUAAUAGUACUAGUAAUAAUAAUACUAGUACUAAUAGUACGAUUUGUUCACCUGUUGUGUUUCUCGCCAAACUUCUCUCUGCUCCUGCGGUAACGAAGAUUGUCCUGCACGCCUCUUAUCUCUAUCGAUUGCUUUUUCUCUUUCUCGGCACAGACCGUGUUUCUCUGCGUAAUGUAGUGGAUGUGCACGUAUGGUCUACAGUAAUGGGCCGUGUAUGUGGAUCACAUCAACGUACACCGCCCUGUACACAUAUGGAAGAAGUAUUGGAGUUUAUUCCACACACCGCAAAGGAACGAAUAGCAUUAUUAUUACAAAAUGCAAAACUCGCUGCUCAGUAUGAUGAGACUAUGGGGAAUGAAAUAAUAACAGAAGAAGAAGAAACUACUAUCACUACAAAUAGAAUAGGCGAAGGUGAAACGCAUACCACUAUAUCCAUAACGGAAUCUUCAUUAUCUGGUGUAAAGGAAUUACCAUUACUUCAAUUAACAGAACGACUCAAAUCCCUCUCUGCGCUUUACGCUUAUUAUGAGGAAUAUUUACAACCAUUAAAAAGUAGUGGGGCUGCAGUGGGAACGACUUUUAUGUCUAUUGCGACUGUAUGUGAUGUAGAGACUCGUGUCUGUUUUCUCUGUGCACUUAUGUCUUAUCAUGGUAUAUUUGUAAAUAAACAUCUGUUGGAUUCUAUGUUAAUGGAUUUAGAUAAACAAGUAGAUGCCCUCACACAAGAGGGAAAUGAAGCUCUGCAGACUUUACGAACAUCUAUAGCUUCAAGAAGGAAUAAAGAAGUUAACACUACUACUAUUACCGAAGUAGAUGUAGAAGAGGUAGAUAUUGGAAGUAUGAGAUCUGCAGAACUUGUAAAGUUAUUACGAGAAAAGUAUACUUGUGUGUUAAAUGAAAAUGAUAGUUAUGAACGGCAACUCCAACAACUUUGUACAUAUCUUUCUCAUCAAGGUUGUGUAAAGGGGAAUGUAGCGUAUAUAUGGUUGGCUAUACAUGAAAGACAAGAGUUUAGACGAUCAUUAAUGGAUGGAUUUGUAAAAGGUGUAAGUGUUCAUGCACGUAUUAUUCAUAUUCCACACCAAGAAGAGGAAGAAACAGAAACAGAAGAAUUAAAUGAUGAGAAUAAGAAGGAUGAAUCUAUCCAAAUUGAAAAUAAUAAUAAUAAUAAUAAUAAUAAUAAUAAUAAUUGGAAACGUUCUCUCUUCUUCUCUGUUCACCCCAAAUGGGCGGUCCAUCACACCACCACAGCCCGAUUGUACUGUUCAAAGCCCAGUCUGCAAACAUUAUCUAAAAAACCAGUUCUCUGCCGUACAAUUCCCCCAUCUAUAAACUCAAUCUCAUCAAACUCAAUCUCAUCAACAUCAACAACACCAGCAGUAUUAAUAACAAAAACACUCUUAAGUAAUCCAGAAUGGACUCCACGGCAUAUUUAUGGUGCCCCACCCGGAUGUACACUCCUCUCCUUUGAUUUUAACCAAAUUGAACUACGCCUGUUAGCACACUUAAGUGGAGAUGAACUUCUUAUACAACAACUCCGCAGUGGACGAGAUAUACUUGCAGAGAUUGCACGUCGAUUGAUGGGAUUACCGCAAAUAGAUCAAGUCACUCCAUACAUGCGGCAGGCUGUGAAGGUAGUGGUGUAUGGAAUGUUGUAUGGAAUGGGACCAGAGUUAAUGGAUCAACGUUUACAGAAAUUACAACAGGAAUCAUCCAUAGAUACAAAUAAUAAUAAUAAUAAUAAUAAUAAUAAUAAUAAUAAUACCAAUAAUAAUAGUUUAGGAUUGAAUGCUCGUCAAUUUCUACAGGCUUUUCAAGAAAGUUAUCCUGCCGGACAUGCAUUUUUAAAAAAUACACGAAUGACUGCAUUUCAUCAAAAACGUUGUGUUACAUUAAAUGGUGUUCGUGAUUUAUCAAGUGAAUCAGAUGGGAAUAGACGGAAACAAAUUGCCAUUGCACUUGCCAUUCAAGGCGGAGCUGCUGUUAUUCUUCAUUAUGGGAUGAUUGCUGUACAUGAGAAGCGGCAUACAUUUCUUCCACACUUCCCUGCAGCGGCUGUGGCUCUUGUGAUGUGUGUUCAUGAUGAACUUGUGUAUAUUGUGCCGGACGCUGGUGUUUCUAUAGUGGCACCACAGAUAAAAAGUGUAUUGGAAGAACAAUCUUCUUUAUUAUCAUUAUCUGUGCCAUUACCCGUAUCUGUACAGGCGGGGAAAUCUCUGGGGGAAAUGGAACCACUUGUUCUUUGA